Myotis brandtii (Brandt's bat) is the source of this 807-nucleotide messenger RNA. It is a transcript of the gene GPA33, whose product is annotated as glycoprotein A33 (transmembrane). The record is from RefSeq and is a predicted model, not a curated record. NCBI's taxonomy places the organism in Eukaryota, Metazoa, Chordata, Mammalia, Chiroptera, Vespertilionidae. Gene Ontology annotation, cellular component: plasma membrane. The transcript has 6 exons. The coding region runs from base 4 to 807 and encodes 267 amino acids.
GACAUGGCGGGGACGACGCGGCCUGUGCUGUGGGUGCUCUGUGGGGUCUGGGUGACCGUCACCGCCAUCUCAGUGGAGACGCCGCCGGAAGUCCUGCGGGCUGCCCGAGGCCGGAGCGUCACCCUCCCCUGCACGUACCGCACCUCCGUCCUCGAGCGGAAAGGAUUCAUCCAGUGGGACAAGCUGCUGUGGAGCCACUCGGAAAGGGUGCUCGCCUGGACAUUUUCGACCAAAGACUACAACUACGGUAAACUGUAUGAGAACCGUGUCAACCUGUCGGGCAAUGCCGAGGAGUCCGAUGCCUCCAUCAUCAUCAACCAGCUGACCAUGGACGACAACGGCACCUACGAGUGCUCGGUCUCGCUGCUCAAUGACCUGGACGGCACCUCCAAGGCCCGAGUCCGCCUCCUGGUCCUGGUGCCACCCUCCAAACCCGACUGCAGCAUCCUGGGCGACACCGUGAUUGGGAACGACAUCCAGCUGACCUGCCAAUCGAAGGAGGGCUCCCCGGCCCCUCAGUACCGCUGGCAGAGCUUCAACCUCCAGAACCAGGAGCGGAAGGGCCCGCCAGCCUCCAUGAACGUGGCCCUGUACGCCGGCAUCGCGGGCGGCGUGGUGGCGGCCCUCAUCAUCAUAGGCGUCCUGGUCUAUUGCUGCUGCUGCCGGGAGAAGGGCGAGGACCAGGAGACCAGGCCGAAUCGGUCCAUCUACCGGGAGCCUCCAGAGCAGCUGAGGGAACUGCCCAGAGAGCGGGAAGAGGAGGACGACUCCAGGCGCCAAUCCUCUGACUAUGCUGCCCACGUGUGA